Molecule: messenger RNA, 1311 nt
Organism: Dichotomopilus funicola
Lineage: Eukaryota; Fungi; Ascomycota; Sordariomycetes; Sordariales; Chaetomiaceae
Exons: 3
Coding region: 1-1311 (436 amino acids)
Source: RefSeq, a predicted model, not a curated record
AUGCCUGCCAACAACCGCCCCCCGAGCCUUCCCUCGAUCCCCGACAUCGGGCUCGACCUAGACGACAAGAACACCCUCCUCCCAGAACUCGAGCAAGCCCUCAGCGCGACGGGCGCGUCCAGCAGCAGCAGCACGACAUUCGAAGAGGACGACGACGCGACCGUGUUUCGCCCAUCGCGCUCGCACAGCACUCGGACGGUGGUGAACCACGGCGGCAACAGCGCCAACAACAGCGCCAACAACAACAACCCGUUCCACGCGCCACAGCGCCGGAUUGUGCUGCCGUCGCGGUUCCCGUCGACUAGCAGCAGCCACUAUGCGCCGACGACUGCUACGACGGUGACGUCGGUGCCGCUGUCACCGAGACGGUAUGAUGUGACGUGCCAGGUGCAGCCAUUACAACUCCCCCCCUCCCAAAAAACCAUCUACGAAUCCUGGACCAUCACCUACCACCACGCCCCCCCUCCGCGCCCACACAUCCUCAUCCGAACCCUCGGCAUCACCCUCUUCCGCUCCCCGGCCCGCGACUACAUUCCCCGCAGCGAAGAAGGCGCCUCGAUCGUCUCCGUGGUGCCCAACACGCACUUCGGCCAAGACGAACUCGGCGCCGCCGUGGCGAUGCAUCAGCGUUCUGUUGCUGCGCAUUUGGCGCGUGUUCGGGAACGCAGAGCUCGUGGGCCGUUGGCUUGGUUCCGCCGGUCGUGCUCGUCGUCGUCCGGCACGACCAACAGGCGGUUGAGCAAACCGCGAAUUGCCGGGACGGGUACUGGGAGUGGUACCCCCUCGCACGUCCCGAACUCGGGUGGUGGUUUCCCAACGGGUAUGACGCCCGAAGUAGCCGCCGACGCGCUGGAGUAUGCGAGCGAUCUCGAAGCGCGGCUGCGCACGCUGGAUUGGAAAGUGCAGGACGAGAUCUACGAGCUGCUCGGUGAUCGGGUGCAGAGCAGCAGUAAUGCGUUUCGUCGACGGGAGUGGCGCGUUGUGGUGUUGACGGAGGUUCCGGGGGGGGAGUUGACGGAUGCGCCGACGGGGUUUGGGACGGCGGCUGUGGCGGAUUGUUUUUGUAAUGGUGCUGGUGCCGGGGCUGGGGGUAGUGGGGGUGGUAACGGUGGGAGGGCGGGGAAUGGGAUGCCGGUUACGGAGUAUAGGUUGAUUUUGAGGGGGACGGAGACAAAGGUGAAUGAUGCCGGUUGGGGGUACUAUAAUCGGUAUAGUCGGCCGUGGAAGGCGGCGGAUGAGAGGGAGAUUGGGGAGAGGAGACGGUGGUCGACUAUGACGGGGCGUGCCGGGGAGAAGUAUGUGGACUUUUAA